AUGAGUAUGUAUUAUUACGGAUAUAAUGCUGGUGGCUACACCACUACGAGCUACGGUGCGCAAGGCGGGGCAGACGGUGGAGGUUUCUUAGGAGGGUCGCAAGCAGGGAGUCAAGAUACCCCAGGUGGCACGAAGAGAUAUGGGCAGGAUACCCUUCGCCCUGUCACCAUCAAGCAGCUGCUGGACGCUGUUUUCCCGUAUCCAGAUGCCGAGGCCAAGGUAGAUGGUACCAGCUUGACGCAAGUCGACUUGGUAGGUCGAGUCAGCACAGUUUCUGCCCAGGCGACGAACACAACCUACAAGAUUGACGAUGGUACCGGGGUAAUAGAAGUAAAGCAAUGGGUUGACGGUGAUGCGCCGCCAGAAUUGCAGAAAUAUACGCCGAAAGAAGGAGACUACGUCCAUGUCUGGGGCAAGCUCAAAGAAUUCAACAACAGGCGCCACGUCGGCUCCCAUGUUAUACACCCAAUUACCGACUUCAACGAAAUUAGUUACCAUCUCCUUCAUGCCACGGCGGUACACCUAUACUUUACUCGAGGACCGCUGGGGGGAGCAAAUGGGGCCGCAGUAAAGAGCGAGGGACAAGGCAUGUUCGUCGACGGCGGCUACGGAGCUACAAAUGGUGCGCCUGGUGCAGUAGGCAAGAAGUUACCGCCGAGAAUAUCUCCUAUCGCAAGAAAGGUCUAUGAAUUCUUGCAAUCUACGCCACAGAACAACGAAGGGUUACAUGUGCACAACAUCUCUCACCAGUUGAAUAUUCCGGCGAACGAGGUGUUCAAGGCUGGAGAUGAAUUGCUUGGUGAGGGUCUCAUUUAUACGACGCUUGAUGAUGAGACGUGGGCAGUACUGGAAUACUAGACAAGUGAAGAAGGGAAUCAUGAGGCGUUCUGGGUUGGCUCGGCAUGUGUAGAAUGUUAAGAUGUUUAUAAUUGCUAGCAUAAAAGCAUGAAAUGAUGAACAUAACCAAGGAACUGUUCUCGCAAUCACUGAAUCAGGAGAUAGACAUCAUCAAUG
Messenger RNA from Amorphotheca resinae ATCC 22711, 1014 nucleotides. RefSeq lists its product as hypothetical. Gene Ontology annotation, biological process: nucleotide-excision repair; DNA replication; double-strand break repair via homologous recombination. Gene Ontology annotation, molecular function: DNA binding. The record is from RefSeq and is a predicted model, not a curated record. Gene Ontology annotation, cellular component: site of double-strand break; chromosome, telomeric region; nucleus. The coding region runs from base 1 to 858 and encodes 285 amino acids. The transcript has 5 exons. Lineage: Eukaryota; Fungi; Ascomycota; Leotiomycetes; Helotiales; Amorphothecaceae.